GACAAACAAAUAAAAGUUCCUCUUUUCUCUCUUUUAGGUCUCUCUUGUGAAGCAGUAAAAUGAUCUUAAGAAACUUUUUGUUUGGAUUGUUUGUUCUUCAUUUUAUUCUGAAAGUAUGGGCAUCACCAAAAUUUAAUACAGUGAAUGGCCUUGAUGUGGACGGAAACAAAUGUCCAUUGCCUACCUAUUAUUCAUAUCCUUGUCCUGAACUUUGUGUGCGUGAUAUUCGCCAAUGUCCACCAGAUAAUCAACCACCACCAUGUCCUGACGGCACCACUUACUGUGUAGAUGGCCAAUGUCGAGAGAAGUGUGAUGCAUCGCUUGUAUCUGCAUGUGCAUGUCCUGGCGCCCCUGUUUUGGUCGGAGACAUCUAUUCUUGCGGUACCCACCACCUCCGUACCAACAUUGAAAACUUUGUAGUUGAAAACAAGGCGAAUCAAAGUGCAGAAACAUGUGCUAAAGCAGCUAAUUUGACGGGUAUUCCCAGCUGGUCUCCUAAUCCAGUCUCUUCCAUGUGGCAUGAAUGUCCCACCCCGGAUUAUGGUGUACUCACAUUUACAGAACCUGUGUUUAUUGCUCUUUAUGUGUUUUAUGGGUCUUGUUUUGCUUUGAUCAUCUUGUGGACUUUGUAUAAACACUCUAGAGAGAAGUUUAUCAAGGGGCAUUUCAAUAGAGUCAAGGAAUACUGUUCAGAAGAAUACAACAUGCCAAAAGAAAAGAUGUCUAAACAAGAUAUCGAAUUUUGUGAGGAUAGUACCAAUGAUAAACUUUCUUCUGUGGAGAGCGAUAAAAUGACCGUUUACACUUACAAAUCAGAUGUACUGGGUACAAUGGCUGCUUAUGUAUUUUUUGCUCAGACUCUAGGGCAAGUGGCCUAUAUGAUUUUGAUGACUCAAGACUAUUACACAAAUUUUGCUUUAUUUCGAGGCUACAGUGUGGUCCAAACAAGCGCCUUUAUGGGCAUGUGGUACAUCUUUUUUUUCUGGUUUACUGGCUUGACGCUAUUCCGAUUUAGGAUUGCCAACUUUUUUAGGAUCAGAUCUACUUAUGCAGAAGGCCAAUAUGUUCAAAUUGAGACUCAAGAGCCUACCUUGAUUCUGUUAGAAAGUCAACCAAAUCGUCUGUUAGAUAUAGUCAGAUACUUGGAAAAGACAGCCAAGCAUUGGGUAGGAUUGGAUGUCGUGGUAACUAUUGCACCCCUUAAGCUUACUUCCAGUGGUACAAAAUAUUUUGUUUAUCAAUGCACACGCUAUGUCUAUCAUCCCGAAACAGAAUUAUUCUUGCCACACCAGUAUCAUGUAGGGGCAACACAUGCACAGCUUGCCAGCUCAACUCAAGGUCUUACUUCAACCGAGGCCUCUUUAGCAGCAGAAUUAAUUGGGCCUAACUUUAUUGAAGUUUAUGUGCCUAAUUUUAUUGUGGCCCUUUUUCAGGAAUUUUCUUCGUUUUUCUAUAUCUAUCAAUUUGUUAUUCUAUGGUUGUUUUAUUACCUUGCUUAUUGGCAAGUGGGCAUUGCUGAUACAGCUGUUAUUCUUGUCUCUGCUCUAGUCAAGGUUGUACUUCGUCUUCGUUCUGAAAAACGUAUCAAGGCCAUGGCAGAAUUCGCAGAUCGUGUUCGUAUCUUGCGUGACGGUGAAUGGAAAGACAUGUCUACUGCUGAUCUUUUGCCUCACGAUGUAUUUAUCGUCUCGGAAGGCAAGACAACGCCUUGCGAUGCUGUCAUUUUAACAGGCCAUAUCGUCGCUGAUGAAAGCUCACUUACAGGCGAACCUUUACCGAUCCGUAAAUUCCCUCUAUGUCAAGACGACAUGCAGACCAUCUAUGAUCCAUUAGGUAGUGGUAAAAUAUCGACUAUUUUUGCAGGCACCACAAUUUCUCAAGCACAAGCCACUACAUCCGAUGGAUUGGUGACAGCGCUGGUGAUGCAUACAGGCACGGCGACAGAUAAAGGCCAGCUUGUCAAAAAGAUUUUGUUCCCGAGUCGAGUCUCUUUUAUUUUUGAUGAGCAAAUUAAGGUUGUCAUUCUUAUUUUAUUGUGCUGUGGAUUAGUAUGUUUAGGAUUAGCUCUUUGGUUAUAUGCUGCAGGAACAAGUGCUUGGUUUUACUCCAUGUUUGCUAUUGCUCAACUUGUGUCCCCUUUGCUUCCAGCAGCACUAGUGGUUGGUCAAUCUGUCACUGCUGGUCGGUUGAGAAAGAAGAAUAUAUUUUGUGUUGACCUACCUCGUAUUCUUAUGGCAGGAAAAGUUCAAUUUUUUUGUUUUGACAAGACAGGCACAUUAACCAAAGAAGGACUUGAGUUUUUUGGCACACAAUCAGUCAAACAAACAGCAUCGGUUGUUGAAUUUGGUGACCAUCAACACAUCAUACAAGGCAUGCCUUAUCUAAUGCAACUAGGCCUGGCUACAUGUCAUGCUGUCACAGCGCUGAAUGGUCAAUACAUUGGUAACCCUGUCGAUAUAGAAAUGUUCAGAUCCUCUCAAUGGUCUUUAAGCCAACAUUCAGAUUAUCUUGAUACACUCAUUUCACACAACAAGGCAUCGAUAGUUCAUGUCAUCAAAAGGUAUGAAUUUGUGCAUGCACGUAUGUCUAUGUCUGUAGCCAUUCUUGACCCAUCGUCAAAUAAAAUCCAUGUCUUUGUCAAGGGUGCUUAUGAAAAAAUCAAAGAUAUAGCUGAUCCUCGCACAAUGCCUAAGGAUUAUGAUGUUGUGGCUUCCCAUCUAGCAAGGCAAGGGUGCUAUGUACUCGCUUUAGCUCAUUAUGAGAUAAACGUCGAUGACCUACCGGGUGGUAUCAAGGCAUGCCUUGAGUGGAAAAGAGAUGAUAUGGAGCGACAUGUUGCUUUCUUGGGGCUGGUGGUAUUCAAGAACCAGUUAAAGCCAGAUACAGCAGAGAACAUUGCACAAUUAAAACAAGGGGAUACGCGUACUAUCAUGAUUACAGGUGAUACAGCUCUUACUGGUGUCUACAUGGCUCGACAAUGUGGCAUGACACAGUCCAUACGCUGUAGAGUCCUUUUAGGAGAUUAUGAUGCGAAUGUAAGACGUGUGGUAUGGACAGAUGUCGAUGAACCCGAACUAUUUCUAGAUGUCAAUGUCGAUGAAUACUUAAUCAACAAGGCACAUACGCCUAUAGAACUUGCUGUCACAGGGAAAGCGUUUCAAUGGCUCAUAGAAGCGGGCACAAUUCGAAACUAUUUGUUGGACAUUCGUGUCUUUGCUCGAAUGACACCUGAGGGUAAAGUACAUUGUGUUCAACUGCAUAUGGAACUAGGCAUUACUGCCAUGACAGGUGAUGGUGGUAAUGAUUGUGGUGCCCUUCGUGCUGCUCAUGUAGGUAUUGCCAUGUCUGAAGCAGAAGCAUCAAUUGUGUCUCCCUUCAGUACGAAUGUGCGUAGUGUUCGUUCUUGUGUUGAGUUGAUUCGUCAAGGCCGCUGUGCCCUUGCUACAUCGAUUACAGCCUAUAAAUACUUGAUUUUGUAUGGUCAAGUCAUGAUGAUGCUUAAGAUCUUUACAUUUUAUCUCAAUGUAUCCCUCAGUGAAAACAUCUGGAUUGCUGUGGAUGUGUUCAUCACUGUUCUUUUAACUUGGGCUGUCUCGCAAUCCAAACCAGCUCAACACCUUGAGCCUCAACGACCUACUGCCCGUUUAUUGGGUCCAGAAACAUUAGCUUCUGGUAUAGGCUUAGUAGCUAUUAACUGGAUCUUUUUGACCAGUGCUUUUUCUAUGCUUUAUCAACAAGAAUGGUUUCGAUGUCAUGAAUUUGAUUCAAGAGCGGUUGAUAUGUCUAAAUGGUGGUUACUGGCUGACAACUAUGAAGGCGAAUUACUUGCACUUGUCUGCCUUUUCCAGUUCAUCAAUAAUGCAGCCGUGUUCAAUUUUGGAUACAAGUUUAGACAAAGCUUUUGGCGGAAUUAUGCCCUUGUAUUUCUAUGGGCAUUGUAUCUUGCUAUUGCUUCUUAUUGGACACUAGCAGAUCCAAACGCAUUUGGUUGUUUGUUUCGCUUCCAAUGCGGUACAAGAGAAGUAUUGGAACAAAUGGGCUAUACACCUCCCUCCGUUUUGAUUGUGCCUUACAACACACCUCUUGGUCAUAAUGUCAUGCCAAGCGAGUUUCGAUGGAAACUAUGGGGACUGAUCCUAGGCAACAUGGCAGCCGCUCUGGCUUAUGAACGCCUUGUCGUCUUGGGACCUGUGCAUCAUUUUCUCGCUAGAAAGUUCCCCGUCAAGAGAUUAAAAAAGACACUGUAA
This is a messenger RNA of Gilbertella persicaria, 4247 nucleotides long. RefSeq lists its product as uncharacterized. The transcript is spliced from 9 exons. Gene Ontology annotation, molecular function: ATP hydrolysis activity; P-type transmembrane transporter activity; ATP binding. Gene Ontology annotation, cellular component: membrane. Lineage: Eukaryota; Fungi; Mucoromycota; Mucoromycetes; Mucorales; Choanephoraceae. The record is from RefSeq and is a predicted model, not a curated record. The coding region runs from base 60 to 4247 and encodes 1395 amino acids.